AUGAAACUCCUCUCCCCCCUAACCCUCCUCAUCCUCCCCCUCCUCACAGCCGCACAAACCACGACAGAAGCCAUCCUGGUCCCACCGCCCUUCUCCACCAACCCCGCGGAAUGGACAUCCAUCUACAACUCCCUCGUCUCCGAAGGCCGCAUCCCGUCCACGCUGACCGCGCCUCCGCCCUGGGCGACGGGAGAAUGGGGCCCCGGCUACGGUCCCUGGUAUAAAGGUCCUGGUGGUCCUGGCAAGGGGCCCUGGGGUCCUGGACACCCCCACGGGCCCGGCGGCCCCGGCGGACCCCCAUGGGGCCCCUGGGCCUCCGAAUGGUCGACCCUGACAGCCUGGCCCUCGACAUGGUCGGCGCCCUGGACGAACUGGUGGGCCGGCACCGCGUGCCCCGGGUCCGACUGGCCGGGCUGGACGGUCGGGCCGUGGAGCACGAAUCCGCCGUGGACGUCGUGGGCGGGCUGCACGGCGAAGACGAGCGUCGUUAGCGUCGUGAGUCCGACGGUCAGUGGCGGGGUCGCGAGUACGGUUGUCGGGGUGCAGGUUGCGGCUGCUGAGGGGACGACGAGUGCAGGGGGAGGGGGAGCGGCGACGGCGUCGAGUACGGGGGGUGCGGUUAGGAGGACGGGGGUGCCGGUUGCGGUUGUGGGUGCUGCGGCGGCGGUUUGGGGGGUUGUUGGGGGGUUGUGA
This is a messenger RNA of Aaosphaeria arxii CBS 175.79, 693 nucleotides long. RefSeq lists its product as uncharacterized. The record is from RefSeq and is a predicted model, not a curated record. NCBI's taxonomy places the organism in Eukaryota, Fungi, Ascomycota, Dothideomycetes, Pleosporales. The coding region runs from base 1 to 693 and encodes 230 amino acids. The transcript is spliced from 2 exons.